This is a messenger RNA of Stegastes partitus (bicolor damselfish), 1176 nucleotides long. Its product is annotated as coiled-coil domain-containing protein 151. Gene Ontology annotation, biological process: outer dynein arm assembly; cilium movement. Lineage: Eukaryota; Metazoa; Chordata; Actinopteri; Pomacentridae. The record is from RefSeq and is a predicted model, not a curated record. Gene Ontology annotation, cellular component: ciliary basal body; ciliary rootlet; ciliary tip.
AUGAUGUGGGUGAGGAACAAAUCAUUAAAGUGGCCUUUCACUAACAGAGGCUUGGAGAAGAAUGCCUACCACAACAUGUCAGCAAAGGUGGCUGCCACAAUGUUAGAACGCAGGGUGCUGUCCAAGAGGAAGCGUCUGAAUGCUCUGAAAGCCAAUCUAGACCAACCAGUGACCAACCAGGUGAAUAUGAAGUACCAGAGACUGAAAUCUGAGGGCAAUGGUGGGGCAGCAUCUGCUGAUAUUCGCACUCGCAAGGAAGAAGAAGAUGCCAUGGAUCUGUUGGUGCUAGAGAACAGUCUGGAGAAAACCCAGUUCAAAGAGGCUACGAACAUUACAAGUAACUAUUUAAAACUCAAAAGUCACUUGCAGGAUGAAAGUCUGACUUUUGAGGGCCAGUUGGACAUUCUGGAAGCAGAAAACCUGAAGCACAGACAGGAGCUUCAGAAGUUGCAGGUCAUGAAUGAUGACGCCCAGCUCUCCAAAAAAGCUGCUAAGUUACAGCAGCUGGAGGAAUUGCUCUUCAAGGAGCGUGAGGAGAGAGAGUGUCUCACGAAAAAGGCUGAGGAGCUCAAAGCCCAGGCUGAAAAAGUCGACAGACGGUGGAUCCCGUUACUUCUUAGGGGGGGGACACGUCAGCAUCUGGAGAAGCUGAAGGGGGAGAACGAGGAGCUCCAGGUGCAGCUGAAGCAGCAGAAGGAGCUUUUGAUCCAAGAGUUUGAAAAUAUAAAAUAUUCAGGGUGGGUUAAAUUCUCCAGUCAUAAGCAGAUUUUGGAAGAGUGUGAGCAGCUACUACAGGCUCUGCAGCAGAGGUGUAAUGCAGGCAAAGAGCACCUACAUGGGUUUGUUAAAGCCUUCAGCACUGCCCGACCCACACUUGAGCACCUGACAGACAAACUGCGACACAUCACAGUGAGUGCAGACACAGUUGCUGAAGUGCAUCCAGAUGAUAUGUAUGUGGUGGAGCUGAUGACCCAGUUGGAGCUGAAAUUACAGAUGCUGCAACAGGAGCUUAAAGGAAAGGAUCUGGCUGCUUUUAAGAAGGAGGAAGAGGAGGACAAGAGCGGAGAGAGCGAGGCUAACAUCAUCUCACGUGAGGCUCUGAAAUGUCAGUCUGAGCUGAUCGUUAAAGCCAACUCUAAGAGGAAGCCGUGGAAAAAGUAGAAGGGCAAGUUCUGA